Molecule: messenger RNA, 1194 nt
Organism: Trypanosoma brucei brucei TREU927
Lineage: Eukaryota; Euglenozoa; Kinetoplastea; Trypanosomatida; Trypanosomatidae
Exons: 1
Coding region: 1-1194 (397 amino acids)
Source: RefSeq, a predicted model, not a curated record
AUGCAUCAGACGUUCGCAUCGUUCACAUCAUUUUUACAAAGCACCACAGACCAGGCCAAGAAACUUACAUAUGACGGACUCGAGUUUGUAAAGAAAGCACAGUGCAUUGACAUUGAGGAGAAAUGUGAAAGAUUGUCAGGGUUGUUUGCACUUCCGGAUUCCGUAGUUUCCAACGAGAAAAAUGAAGCGAAAACUGCAACAAGCGAGGGAGACUCGGUGAAGUCAGUCAUCCCAAAAGAACUUGUCGCAAAUCCUCCAACUGAUUGGGAAGAAGCGGCAGAAGAGUGGAGCCGUCUGACGAUGUUUUCGCUGCAAUGUGUUAGCUCCUGCCUCAUCUCUCCCAGUGCCAUUCUUGAGAAUGAAGCAGUUACCGAAAGGUUGUGUGCGUUACUGGGAGUCAAUUCAGUGAAGGACCUUCCCAUUCCUCCGCAAGCCGGUUUCUGUUGGCCAUCUCAAGAAUUGGUACGAUGGGUGCUGUCGUCUAAAGUUGUACACGAGUUCCGCUCGUCUCUGGUCCCUCGUUACAUCUCUGAUGAGCAGUAUUGGGUAAACAUCUCGUGGCGAUUUCAACUUUAUCAAAUGUGCUGUAGUGCGCUCCAGCUUCUUGACGUCAUGGAGGCUGUGGCCACGAAACCAAAUGUUGCAGGUGACGUAGAUGCGGAUAAUACAGACACUGUUUCCAAAAACGACGAUAUGAACUGGCAGAAAUUACGACAUGAACUGACCGAGCGGUACGAGUUAGCGGCAUGGGUGAAGGAGCGAUGCUCGGCGGCGCUGGCUGAGGUGGACUUGGCAUCCGCAAACCUUCAUCUUCUUAUCAGUCUCGUACAAAAGGGGGAGGUGACGGAUUUGGGGGAUUCGGUACUAGAGAGCUGCAAGUACCACAAAACCAAACUGAGCCGACUUAUUGGAGUGGCAAUGGCCCAACCUGAGAAGCUACUGAAUAGUGAGUUGUGUUGUGAGAAGGGAUCUCUCUUUGCCCGGUUAGUAAAUAUGAAUAAGGAACUUGGGACAGUCAUCGAAUCGUAUACGUUGUUACCAAAAGGUGAUUCCUCUGAAAUAGUGAGGAGGGCAACAGUGGAUGGAGAUUUAGCUCCGUGUGAUGCACAUGUGUUGGCUCAGAGGCAAAACUCUGAUGACGCCGUCUUUGAGGCCGCUUUGCCAUGGGAAAAUGAUGCUGAAGGAGAGCCGUGA